Molecule: messenger RNA, 1554 nt
Organism: Macadamia integrifolia
Lineage: Eukaryota; Viridiplantae; Streptophyta; Magnoliopsida; Proteales; Proteaceae
Product: transcription initiation factor TFIID subunit 8
Exons: 2
Coding region: 143-907 (254 amino acids)
Cellular component (GO): transcription factor TFIID complex
Molecular function (GO): protein heterodimerization activity
Source: RefSeq, a predicted model, not a curated record
CCCACUCUUGAAAGCUCCAAUCGGAAACCUUAUAUAGACUUGAUAGACGUGAAAGUUCCAAUUUUUAGGGUUUUGGGAGAAAUUGAUUCGUCUUCCUCCAUGAAAUCUCUGCAAAUCUCCUUCUCUAUUACAGAUCAUCGCCAUGAGCAGAAACGAUGAAAGAGAAACCAGAGCUCCCUCUCUCUUCAAGGGAGCCAUAUCGAAGAUCGCAGUCGCUCAGAUUUGCCAAUAUGUAGGCUUCACCGGCUCACAACACUCAGCCCUCGAAGCCCUCUCAGAUAUCGCAACCAGGUACAUGGAAGCCCUAGCAAAGUCCGCUUCAUCAAAAGCCAACUCCUGCUGUAGAACUGAAUGCAAUCUAUACGAUGUGAUUCACGGGAUCGAGGUUAUGAACUCAGUACAAGGUUUUCCUGGUGCUUCGGAAAUUAACAAAUCGCUAUUAGAUUCUGCAAUUAUAAAGGAUAUCAUGAGUUUCGUGAGUUGGGUCGAUGAGAUCCCCUUUGCAAAGCCGAUCCCUCGCUCUAAUAAGGGAAAAAGAUCACGUGUUUCGCAAUGUUUGAGUGAACCCAAAGAGGGUUACGAUCAAAACAGGGGAUUCUCUCACAUUCCGUCAUGGCUACCGGCGCUUCCUGAUCCGAGUACGUACAAGAAUAGUGAAGCUGGAGUUCGUAGAGAAGAAAAGAAUGAUUGGGAAACUAAUGGAGUUGUUGAUGUUGACGGGUAUGGUUGUGAGAAGGGAAAUGAUUUGGAGGAGGAGAAGAGGGUUUUGCCGAUUGAAAGGGCGAAGGUGAGAUUCAAAAUGGAGUUAGGGCUGAGAAACGGGAUUUGCAGAGGAAAUAAUAAAGUAAAAGGGCUUCAAGGCAAGGACGGAGCAAGCAAGAUCAGGAACAAGAAUAGAAAAAUAUAAUUUGAUUUUUUGGGUUUUUUUGUUUUUUUCCCUAUUUUUUAGGGAAAUUAAAAUCAGGCAUUAACUUUAGCGGGGAAUGCAUAUUAGGGUGGUUAUAAGAAUCGAACUCACGUCUCCACGAUCGGAAGAUUUCAAGCUGACCAGGCAAACACGUUUAAUCACUACAUGGAUAAGAGUUGCCAUAUAUGUCCCAACCGCCUCAUGUGAGAAGUUCAAGCUCUAGAGAAGCAAGUUUAUGAUUGGUAUGUCUCCGAUUUGAUUUUUAGUAAAAGCAUAUUUAAAAAUUUACCAAAAAAAAACAUAUCAAAAUUUUUUUUUUUGACAGAAUUUCUCAUUUCAAAUUAAAAUUGUAAUUGAAUUAUGUUAAUCAUUUUUUUGAGGAAGGUUACACCUUCAUGGAGGCCAAUGGGAGUUCACGUGGAAGUGUCAACAAGAAAUUGUAUGCUUCGAUACCAAAAUUGGUUUCAGAUCCUCCAUAUCCUACGUUGAUUUGUAUGCCUCAAUACCAAGAUUGGUUUCAAAUCCUCCAUAUCACUCUUUUUCGUUGUUUUGCCAUGUUUCCCUAUUUUUCUUUUACUUUUUAUCUUGGCAGAUCCAUGUAAUGACUCCAUUUAGUUGGAAAAAGACUAUGUUACUCUUUCAUUUAA